AUGGCCGCGGCGCGCCCAGCGACGCGCGCGUACCUGCACGCGCUCUUUGGGCGGUCACAGAACGAUAGCGAGGCGCGCGAUGCGGCGGAACAAUUACUAGCCAAGCUCGAUGCGGGCGACGAGCGCGACGAGGACUCGAUCGCGGCGCUGCGCAACGCGCUCGGCGGCGUGUUGCAUAGCCUGCACAAGGAAUUAAACGACAGUGAGCUGGACUCGGCGGUGCUUGCGCUGAUGCUGCACCACCGCGACGAUACGGCCGCGCCGAGCCCCCGGCUGCAGCGGAGAGCCAAGGGCUCGCCACGCGCCGCGCCGGCCUCGGCCAUGGCGCGUACACAAAGCGCGCUCGCGCGCGACGCGCAGGAGCAGCGCACCGCCUCGCUGGUGAGUGCUUCGCCCCGUCUUAAUGUGGCUGCGGCGUCAUUUACGCCGCGCGCCGCGGCACCCGCCGCCGAAGAGGCGCCGGACGAGGACGAGGACGAGUUUUCUCCGUUUGCGCGCACGUCCGCCGCCGAGGUGUACGCGGCGGCGGCGGCGCCCGAGGCGUACCUGCCGGAUAUGGACGCGCUUGUAGUGGACGACUUGCCCAUGUCGCCCCUCGACGUCUUUUGCGACAUGCUCGUCACGCAGCACGCCGAGCUGUUUGGCGACCGAGUGCACACCGCGCCGCAGCAGAUCCAAGCCGCGCUCGAGCGGACACACUACGACGUACAAGCCACGAUGGCCAUGCUGCAAGAGGCCUACCGCACUGGCAAGCCACUCGCGACGCAGGUCACCCCGAGCGAGAUGCCGGCGCAAGAGUCGCUCGGCGGCGCACGCGUGUGCCGCUACUUUCUCGCAGGCGAGUGCCGGCGCUCCGACUGCCGCUUCUCGCACGAUCUCAACAAGGCACUGUGCCGCUUCUGGCUGCGCGGCCAGUGCCUCAACGAGCCUUGCUCGUUUCUGCACGACUUUGAGGCGCUUUCUGUCCUAGCCUCCUCCUUGCAGCCCGAGCCCGAGCCCGAGCGGCGCGACGAGGUGGUGGUGCCGGGCGCCGUGCCGCGGCGCCUCGAUCCAGCACAGACCCACUGGGCGGCGGCCGUGCAGAAACCGUCCGCACGGCCCGCCAAGGCGGCGCCCAAGGCGGCGGCGCCCAAGCGCGCGGGGACGUCGGCGGCGCGCCUCAUGCUGCGGCCACCGACGCUGCUUCCUACGCUGAGCACCGGCACCGCGCUGAGCACCGAGAUGGGCAAGCUGCGUGCGGCGCUCGGGCACGGGCCCGCCGAGCACGACGCGUGGACGCCGAUCGAGGCGCUCCUGCGCGAGCGUCACAAACGCAUCCGCGAGCAGCUCCUGGUCGCCGCCGGCGGCGAUGCGGGCGGCUGGGGCAGCAGCGCACAGGCGAGCGACGAGCGCGGCGCACAGGGCCUGCGCGGCAAGUGGGCCGGCGGCGUGGGCCUGUGCCUCGGCGUGGCGCGCCAGGCGAACCUCGGCAAGUACGCCAAGCACGCACUCUCCCUCGACGAGCGCACCGAGGUGUUUCUGGAUAUGCACGGCCUGUACGUUGCCGAGGCGCUGCAGGCGUGCGAGCACUUUUUGCUGCAGCUCGAGCGCGAGUCGUUCCGGGGCCUCGCCUACCUCGGUGUCGGCGCGGGGAAGCACUCGAACCGUGCGCGGGGCACCAAGCUCCACGCGCACAUCCGCGACUUUCUCCAGAGCUGGGCUUAUCCCUUUGCCGAGUACGACGGUGUGAUUGCAUGUGAUCCCACGAUGCAUUUGUAG
Molecule: messenger RNA, 1758 nt
Organism: Malassezia japonica
Lineage: Eukaryota; Fungi; Basidiomycota; Malasseziomycetes; Malasseziales; Malasseziaceae
Exons: 3
Coding region: 1-1758 (585 amino acids)
Biological process (GO): negative regulation of DNA-templated transcription
Cellular component (GO): nucleus
Molecular function (GO): RNA binding; metal ion binding
Source: RefSeq, a predicted model, not a curated record